AUGCGUUCGUGUUGUGAGGGAGGUGCUGAAGAGAGAAAUACAGAGACGUCGCUGGUCGGAAUGGAUCUAGAAGAAGCUUCAGUUGAGCUGAUGGAACGGGUAUUGGAAUCAUUGGGCGACGAAAUUGAUAUUGACGAUUUGGUUAGUGACGGGGAAGGUGACGAUGAUACGACUGAUUACGAGGACAGCAAUGAGUUGAGAGCAGUGCAAUUGCCGGAGACAUCGGAGUCACAGCAGAAGCAGGAUAUCGUGAAGGAUCGCUUGGGAAGUUCGCCUUUACCUAUGAGUAAUCCAAUGGAUUCUGGGAACGUUUCUUCCGAAACUAUGAGUCAGGAUUUGCCCGUGGGUAACCAGCGUGUCUCUGGGGAAUCUGCUUAUGCUGAAAAAUGUUCUGCUUUUUCACUGAAGACAAUCUCAUCUCGAAAUGGAUAUAGAUCAUUGAACAAAACACUCAUUAAGGCAAUUGAUAACAUCGUUGAACGGUCAUUAACGGAUGAAUUCUCUUCGAAACAGUCACAAUUAAAUCCACGAAAAUCGCGUACCACAACCCCAUCCGGUACCAGUUUGAGUGGACAAGAGGAAGAUGAUGAAGGGGAAGGGGAACUGAUGGCCAAGAUGUUCACUCGGUCGAUGGGCAUCGCUGCGGUUGGCGAUGAUGAGAAAGGUUGGUUCGUUAUCAUUAUCUUAUCAUAUCAUAAGGAUCCAUGA
Molecule: messenger RNA, 708 nt
Organism: Anisakis simplex (herring worm)
Lineage: Eukaryota; Metazoa; Nematoda; Chromadorea; Rhabditida; Anisakidae
Source: the annotation of a GenBank genome assembly